AUGGAUCCCGAUGUUUUGGAUAAGAUAAUCAGCCGGCUGCGGGAUGCCGGGAAGACUGCGACCGGGAAGCAGGUUUGUCUAUCGGAGGCGGAGAUCCGGCAGCUUUGCGUCGUCUCUAAGGAGAUAUUCAUGAGGCAGCCCAAUCUCUUGGAGCUCGAAGCCCCGAUCAAAAUCUGCGGUUAAGUCUCACUGCCCCAUCGCCCUAGAUUACAUCCCCCUUCUUUUCUGCGAAUCCCCUGGUGACCACCAGCAUCCGUCGCCACCAUCGAUGAAUAUGCUCAAGGGGCAGAUAAUUCUGAUUUAAUUUGGUCACCAAACUUGGUCUUCUGGGGAGCGAUUUUGAUUAAUUACUGGAUCCACUUCUGGGGCGACAGAUUUUUCCUUCCGCUAGGCUGGUCAGUGUGAUUAUUUCUCUACUACUAACUACUUUUGGUAGCCCUAGAAUCAAUUUGUGGCCUGCAUGUGACACAUCGCUCGAUUUUUCUCGGCGAUUGCGACGUUAUGUCACCCAUUAGAAACAGAAUCGCCACAGUAUGAAGCAAGAUCCGUAGGUGAGAUCCUGCAUCUAGACCAGGAUUAUUCGUCUGCACCCUGUCCUGUUUUAGAAAUAGAUGAUCCAUGUCAUCUGGGCAACUCUGAUCAAUUCGGCAUUAAAACUGGAAAGGCUUAUUAUAAUGGCAAGUGAUGUUUUUGGAAACCAAGUAAAUCAUUCCUAUCCAGCUUAAUCAGACAUUAACAGUGCUUGCCUUGGUGUCGGCCUGAUUCUGCAUCCACAUUGGUUACAAUCAUGAUUAAGCGAAACUAUAUGGUAUUCUGAUUUGAUCUUGAGUAGUACAUCAUUUUAAAUUAUUUUUUUUCCUCCAAAAUUGGACUAUCCAAGAAGUGAAGGCUAGAUCUUGCUCUCUUGGGUCAUUUUGGAUUUUUAUGAAAUAGUCUUUGUGCAAGGGCUUGAGGUCUAGCUAGUCUUAUCUAAAUUUUUUUUCCUCAGGGUGAGCUGCUGUGGUCAAUGCUAAUCAUUUUCUUGAUUAACGCUUGUUUACUCUCUGUUCCAGCUGAUAUGCUUCCAUAUCAUAAAACACGUGCCCAGAAUUUUUCUUCAUUUUACAUGGUGAUGUAAUUGUGCCGUAUUAGUGCGUAACCUUGCCAUUCCAUUUCUGUGUAGUUUUAUCAUACCGGUUCCCUCCAUCAGGAACCCUGUGUCUGCUGGAUGACAUGGAACAGAGUUUUUAAUUUUUUGUAAAAAUAUUUUUGUGAAGUACUGUUCAUAGUUUAAAAUGGAACGAUUUAUUUUUAUAAUUAUUUUUCUAAUGAGUAUUAUUUUUAUAAUAUAUAUGUUCCAUGAACAUUUAUUCUUUCAAAAUUGACAUAGAAACUCGCAGUACUUAUUUUAAUGUAGAACUCAUAAUCGCUAUGCAUUGUUCACUGGCGGCAAGGUGGGUAGCCCAUCAUGUUUGUCGAUUUGAAAACGAUGUUAUUAUCUCUUGCAAUAAGUCGUCAUCCUACCUGAUGAUGAACUUUCUCCCUAAAUCAUGCUCCUGAUUGAUUUCUUGGACGAACUUGCUAAAAGGUGGCCUGGCUCCUUCCCUCUUCUUUUUUUUUUGUUUUUGUUUUGUUUUCCUGACCUAAAUAUCAAAUUCAUUCCCCACGAAAUGGUGACUGAGCAUCUCCUUUCGAUCCCAUUUUCCAUAAAUAUUUAUGGAAAAGAAUAGUUAUUUGGAUUAAGGUUCUGUAUCAGGAAGAGUCAAAUCAUAAUCCACAAAGCUGGCACUUUUGUAAUCUCACAUCUGAACUUAAUCGGAUGCAGGAGACAUCCAUGGGCAGUACUCCGAUCUCUUGAGUCUUUUUGAGUAUGGUGGGUUCCCCCCAGAGGCCAAUUACCUCUUCUUAGGGGACUACGUGGACAGAGGGAAACAGAGCCUGGAGACGAUAUGCCUGCUCCUGGCCUACAAGAUUAAGUACCCAGAGAACUUCUUCCUUCUGAGGGGCAACCACGAAUGCGCGUCGAUCAAUCGCAUAUAUGGGUUUUAUGAUGAAUGCAAGAGGAGAUCCAGCGUGCGGCUGUGGAAGAUCUUCACUGACUGCUUCAACUGCCUGCCUGUGGCGGCCCUCAUUGACGACAAGAUCCUGUGCAUGCAUGGCGGCCUCUCUCCAGACUUGAGGAGCUUUGACCAGAUUAGAAAUCUGCAGCGACCCAGUGACGUCCCUGACUCUGGGCUGCUGUGCGAUCUCCUCUGGUCUGAUCCCUCCAAGGAGUUUGAAGGAUGGGGGAUGAACGACCGGGGGGUUUCCUACACCUUUGGCCCAGACAUUGUCCGCGACUUUCUCGAGAAGCACGACCUGGACCUCAUAUGCCGAGCCCACCAGGUGGGCAAUCAAAAUUUCUCUCUCUUUCUCUCUCUUGAAUCUCUUCCUGAUGCAAAGGUUUCGUCUUUGACAGGUUGUGGAGGAUGGGUACGAUUUCUUUGCGGACAAGCAGCUCGUCACGAUAUUCUCGGCAUCAAACUACUGUGGGGAGUUUGACAACGCGGGCGCCAUGAUGAGCGUGGAUGACACCUUGAUGUGCUCCUUCCAGAUAUUGAAACCUGAUAAUAAGAAGCUGAAGUUCUCUGGGAACGCAUCUGGGAAGGUACGCUCGAGCUUUUUCUCCUGA
This is a messenger RNA of Spirodela intermedia, 2650 nucleotides long. The record is from the annotation of a GenBank genome assembly. NCBI's taxonomy places the organism in Eukaryota, Viridiplantae, Streptophyta, Magnoliopsida, Alismatales, Araceae.